AAGUGCUGGAAUUACAGGUGUGAGCCACCAUGCUUGGCCUUCUUUUCUUUUUUGUUUUCAGAUUUCCUCCCUCAUUUUCUAUAAUAAUAACAGCAGACAUUAAUUGAGCUCAUAGUACAUGCCAGAUACUGUUCCAAGAACUUUUUAUAACUCUUCUAACUGUACACAAGAAGCCUACAAGGUGCUUCCUCGUGCCAGGGUGUCAUGGAAGGGCUGCUGACAAGAUGCAGAGCAUUGCCCGCCCUGGCCACCUGCGGCCACCAGCUCUCUGGGUUUGUUCCUCGUAGGUUUCACCACUGUGUCCCAGGAGGAAGGCGGCGUCUGCUGCUGUCUCGUGUGUUCCAGCCACAGAACCUUCGGGAAGACCAGGUGCUCUCCCUGGAGGGCAGAUCUGGGGACCUGACCUGUAAGAGCCAGCGGCUGAUGCUGCAGGUGGGCCUCAUCUACCCGGCAAGCCCCGGCUGUUACCACCUCCUGCCGUACACUGUUCGUGCCAUGGAGAAGCUCGUGCGAGUGAUAGACCAGGAGAUGCAGGCCAUCGGGGGCCAGAAAGUCAACAUGCCCAGCCUCAGCCCGGCAGAGCUCUGGCAAGCCACUAACCGGUGGGACUUGAUGGGCAAGGAGCUGUUGAGACUUAGAGACAGACAUGGCAAGGAGUACUGCUUAGGACCAACUCACGAGGAAGCCAUUACAGCCUUAAUUGCCUCCCAAAAGAAACUGUCCUACAAGCAGCUUCCCUUCCUGCUGUACCAAGUGACAAGGAAGUUUCGAGAUGAGCCCAGGCCCCGCUUUGGUCUUCUCCGCUGCCGAGAGUUUUACAUGAAGGAUAUGUACACUUUUGACUCCUCCCCAGAGGCUGCCCAGCAGACCUACAGCCUGGUGUGUGAUGCCUAUUGCAGCCUGUUCGACAGGUUAGGGCUGCGAUUUGUCAAGGUCCAGGCCGAUGUGGGCAGCAUCGGGGGCACAAUGUCUCAUGAGUUCCAGCUCCCAAUGGAUAUUGGAGAGGACCGGCUUGCCAUCUGUCCUAGCUGCAGCUUCUCAGCCAACGUGGAGACGCUAGGCGUGUCACAAAUGAACUGCCCUGCUUGCCAGGGCCCACUGACCGAAACCAAAGGCAUUGAGGUGGGGCACACAUUCUACCUGGGUACCAAGUACUCAUCCAUUUUCAAUGCCCAGUUUACCAAUGUCUACGGCAAACCAUCCCUGACUGAAAUGGGGUGCUACGGCUUGGGCGUGACCCGGAUCUUGGCUGCUGCCGUUGAAGUCCUCUCAACAGAAGACUGUGUCCGCUGGCCCAGCCUACUGGCCCCUUACCAAGCCUGCCUCAUCCCCCCGAAGAAGGGCAGUAAGGAGGAGGCGGCCUCCGAGCUCGCAGGGCAGCUGUACGACCACAUCACAGAGGCAGUGCCUCAGCUUCACGGGGAGGUGCUCCUGGACGACAGGACCCAUCUGACCAUCGGAAACAGACUGAAAGAUGCCAAUAAGUUUGGCUACCCCUUUGUGAUAAUCACUGGCAAGAGGGCCCUGGAGGACCCUGCACAUUUUGAGGUUUGGUGUCAGAACACUGGUGAGGUGGUCUUCCUCACCAAAGAUGGAGUCAUGGAUUUACUGACCCAAGUGCAGACCAUCUAAAUGUCCCCAGCCCACCCCUGCCCCCACCUUGCAGCCUUGGUGCUCAUUCUAACACUGCAUUUUCCUACCCCUUUCCUGGACUGCUCUCUCCGGGAACAGCACAGCUCAUGGAGGGUGAGAUCAUGUUAGGGAUGCCAAUUUUUAUCUAGUCAUUUUUUCAGCUUAUUUGUACUUUAAGUCAUUAACUUGAUCCCUUUCUUCAGACUGGCCAUGCUGCCCUAUACCUUUCCUUUUGUAUUCCAUUGUGGAAGCUUCUAGGAGGCUGAGAGGCAAGAGACCCAAGUUCCAGUCUUGGGCCUCUCAUAAAUCACAUGUAGGAUGAGACUGGCUGAUGGCUGAGGGUCCCACAACCUUCCCCACCAGCCGUCAGUUUGACCACGGGCCUUUUGCUACAUUCUGUCCAGAGGGCAGGCCUGCCAGCCCGCCUCCACCGAGAAGUUGGGCUGAGAGUGUGGGGAGAAGAAUCGAGAUCUGACUGCCACCAACCCACUGGUGACUUAGAUACAUCCCCCACCCCUGCUGGGGCCUCAGUUUCCCCAUCUGUAACUUGAGAAAAUGGAACUAGAUCUGUAACAUCCUUAUACAGGUCACUGGGGGGUUCCAUGAGAGGUUUGUGACAGACGGAUCUGGUUCCUCUGAUCCUCCAGUCAGAGGAACUGAUGGCCCAAAAGCUACCUCAAGAGACCUGGCCCCAUUAAGAUGGCUUAAGCACUGAGAUCAUGUUCUGCUGAUUGAAUAAAGUCAAACUAUUGGAAGGAGCCUUGCACAUUAAUUUGAAACAAGGAUAACAUCUGCCAUUUCAACGGUGCAACAGCUUCCUACUCUUUUCUUUUUUGACUGUUCCCACACACCCCCACCCCCCACAUAAAAAACCGGGUGGUUGGGAAAAUGUGGUUUAAACCAUCUCUUCCCACAAGUAUGGGGCACAGGCUUCAGCUGCCAUGGUGACCUUAUCCUAGGUGCAGAGUUGGAUCCUAGAGCCAUGAUGGGGUGAAUAUUAAGAGCUGGUCUCUGUGUCCUUCAUGUAGAAGCUGUGCUUUAAAAAAAAAAAAAAAAAAAAAAAAAAACUCCCCUCUGCCUGAAUUCCAUGGCAAACAGAGCAGGCUAGAACUACCUCAGCAAUGCCAAUGACUUUCAUUGCUCCUGCAUCCUAGAUUAGGAACAUAACCAAGUUCUCCAUCCGUGGCCCCUUAGGGUCUCUACAUGUCUGUAUCUGACAAGAAUCUAUCAAGACCAAGCUCAGCCAGCACCU
This is a messenger RNA of Sapajus apella (tufted capuchin), 2884 nucleotides long. It is a transcript of the gene PARS2, whose product is annotated as prolyl-tRNA synthetase 2, mitochondrial. The record is from RefSeq and is a predicted model, not a curated record. Gene Ontology annotation, cellular component: cytoplasm; mitochondrion. The transcript is spliced from 2 exons. Gene Ontology annotation, biological process: prolyl-tRNA aminoacylation. Bases 205 to 1632 code for a protein of 475 amino acids. NCBI's taxonomy places the organism in Eukaryota, Metazoa, Chordata, Mammalia, Primates, Cebidae. Gene Ontology annotation, molecular function: proline-tRNA ligase activity; ATP binding.